GCCAGAUGGAGAGUAUGGACACUGAUAUGAUGGAAGCAGCGGUGCCUCCGCCGGCCGCCCAAGGCGGCGACGACGACGUGGUCAGAAGUCUGCUCAUUUUGGCUCGGCAGCUCGUUGAUCAGGCUAAGCCUUCCCAGGCUCUCCAAGCGGUAUUGAACCAGACACGAGUUACAAAAUCAUCAGAUUUGGUGGAAACCCCAAAGCCAACAGUUCCCCUUGUUGAACAAGGACCUAAUUUCGGGGAAGAUUAUUGGCAAUGUUGAGGGAAAAGAAGGCCUAUAUUAUGUUAAUGGAGCUGCUGGAAAUAAAGGGACUUAAAGGUUAGUUACAGCAAGUAUUUGAAGUCAAAGACCCAAGACAACUAAGGUAUUUCCUAGAAAUGGAAGUAGCAAAGAGUAAGGAGGGAAUCUUUAUUUCCAGGAGAAAGUAUAUGUUGGAUCUACGGAAGGAGACAGGUAAGCUUGGCUAUAAGCUAGCUAGCACACCAUUGGAACCCAACUAGAAGGCUAUAGAGGAUGGCACAGAAACAGUCGUGGAAAAAGGUAGAUACUAAAGGUGGUGAUGGCAAUGAAAUCCAAAGGUGGAGAUGAAGCUGUAUUUCAGACCCUGAACCGUGCACGUGAGCAAUACAGAAACAAACUGCAAACAAAUGCAGCUGCUGAUGAGUUGGCUUCUUUAUUUGCCGAGUGUGCAAUUGCUGAAGCCUUGCCUACGCCAUCUGAACAAUCUCAACAUAGUACGGCACUGCCAUCAAUUGAACUAGAUGCUAAUGGAACUUCAAUCCUUGCAGAGAGUGGGCGGAAGCAAAUUGUUCUCGAUGCUGUCUCAGACGGAAGCAGCUUUGUAUGUUUACAGUGUGGAGGUUUAGUUGGUAAUGCUCGCAGAGAUGAACACUACAUGUACUGGUGCAGCAAAAUCUGAAUUAUGUUGACAGAACUGUCAGCCUAAUAGCUGCCGAUUACAGCUCCUGCUGCCAGUCCAGUGUGGUGGAAUUGGUCAUUUACAAGCAGGACUUUGAAGUUUAUGCAUGGGAUUUGCAUGUGGUUGCGUCAAACAUGGCAGCAGAGCGAUUCGCUAUUUUAUGCCUCUGAAUCUCAGAAUCAUGAAACAUGUAGCCCUCAAAUUGUUGUAAAAUAAACAAACAGUAAAUUCUUGAGUGUCUUUCAAGCUGGUGUUUUGAAUUGUACAUCUUUUAACACUUUCAUCUUGGGACCCCGGUGCUCUAAGCAGUGUGGUUAACUGGCUGUCCUGCGCAGAUGUAAACCCUAUGUACUUCGAUAAGCAAUAAGAGAAUGAGACAUCCUUAACCAGUA
Diospyros lotus (date-plum) is the source of this 1313-nucleotide messenger RNA. RefSeq lists its product as uncharacterized. Lineage: Eukaryota; Viridiplantae; Streptophyta; Magnoliopsida; Ericales; Ebenaceae. The record is from RefSeq and is a predicted model, not a curated record. The transcript has 5 exons. The coding region runs from base 562 to 921 and encodes 119 amino acids.